CACUUGUGGGAGUACACAAGCUGUCUGACCUUACAUUUUUUCAGUCGCUGUGCUGCAGCAGCUUUGAGAUCCUCGGUGGACGCGCACACACACAAACACACACACCAGAGAUGAUCGUGUGUGUGUGUUUGGAGCGGAAGGAGAGGUCUCCAGUAUUCUCCCAAUUCCAGAGAGGUGCCAAGGCUGAGGCAAACAGAGAGGGAGAACAGUGAUAUGGAAAAGAUUUCAGGCUGUUACUUCUCAGGGAAAGGAAUGCGUUCACUCGUGCAUCAUCUGCAAAGCUCCCCUCGCUGCUGAAACAGAGCGAGAAUCAUUCGCUGCAGUCCAAGGAGGAAACAUGAACAUGUGAAGAUGAAAUGUCACAAUGUGUGAAGAGUAUGCCACGAGGAAGAUGCUGCUAUAAAGGCUCAGCUAAAGACAUGAACCUGAGACAUCUCUUUCUGUCCAUUUUGUCGUUUGGAGUGGCUGGGCUACUACUUAUCAUUUACUUCCACGUGUGGAUUGAGGAACAGCCGAUGGUGUUGAGAUACAAGAUUCAACAGGACCAAACUAAUAAGGUCAGGAGUGGGCCCACAGAGAUCCAGGGGAAGAAUGUGGACCCCGGGGAUGACCAGGCCAAGGGUCUGAGCCUCGGGACAGCUCCUGGACCCGGGUCGCGUCCCAUGGCCGAAGGCCCUCUGAGGAAGCAGCGGGAGGUGGGGAGCCUUCUGCUGAAGAGGUUUCUCCAGCCAUUGCCACUGGGUCCGAGAGGGUUGAGGAUUCUGGUUGCUGAUGAGGUCCACGAGAGGAGGAGGGUACACGUCGCUGACUUCUGCAGGAAGUAUCAGGUCAGCAAGCCCAGACGCUCCCUGAUCAGGCUUGUCUCGCGCUUGUACGUAGAGGACAAGCACAGGCUGCUGUACUGUGAGGUACCCAAGGCUGGGUGCUCCAACUGGAAACGGGUCCUGAUGGUACUGAAUGGCCUGGCCUCUUCCCCGCACAACAUCUCCCACCAGUUUGUGCACUACGGUACACACCUUCGCCGCUUGGACAGCUACAGCCUGCGCAAGGCCUAUGAGCUCCUGGGCAGCUUCACCAAAGUGCUGUUCGUGAGGGACCCCAUGGAGAGGCUGGUGUCUGCCUUCAGGGAUAAGUUUGAACACCCCAAUGUCUACUACCACCCAGUCUUCGGCAGGGCCAUCCUCAGGAAGUACCGAGCCAACGCCAGCGCUGAGGCACUCGGCACCGGGGCUGGUGUGACCUUUGGUGAGUUUGUCCAGUACCUCCUGGACCCACAGAAGCCUGUGGGCAUGGACAUCCACUGGGAGCCCAUCAGCCAGCUCUGCUCGCCCUGCCUCAUCGACUACGACUUCAUUGGGAAGUUUGAGGAUCUGGAGAAAGACGCCAACUACUUCCUGAAGCUGAUUGGCGCUCCUCUCGACCUCCAGUUCCCCAGCUUUAAAGACCGGCAUUCCACUGAUGAGAGGACCACACCAGCGGUUGUCAAACACUAUCUCCUUCAGAUACCACCUUCGCAAAGGCAGCAAAUCUAUAACCUCUAUUACCUGGACUACCUCAUGUUUAACUAUUCUAAGCCACACUUUUGAUACGAGUGUAUGGGACUGAGAAAUCGUCGUAAUUUAUCAAUCAGGAAAGCUUAAUAUAUUCUGUGAUGUAGAUCUUAUUUUGAUAUCUCCUGUAGGUGGAAUCAUAUUUGAACCUUAAGCCAUCAAAGUAUUUUCUCGCUCUUUCUUUAAUUCAGUGCAACAACAGGUUGAUGGAAUUGAAAGCGGUGACCCCACUCUCUGCUCAGUUCCUUCGAAGAUAAACGCAGAGUGCUGCUCAAGCCCAAAACAGCAAUCAGGUAGAUGGGGUUGAAAGACUGAAAUCCAACAUUUUGCCAUGGGAAUUCCCAAAGUGGGGAAGGAGUGAUUUGCUCUGCCAUGGUACCAGUGUGUCUGCCGCCGUGAGAGGGCAGAGCAGUGCUGGCUGUGAUACACUCCACAGCUGAGUAGCAUUGCCCGGCCUCACUGUCAGGAAACCUCCCGUGUCAGGAGUAGCCAUCCCUUUGAGAAUCACGGAGGCUUUCCAGCUCACAGACAAGAUUCAGUGUCUUCAGAGAAGGAAAGGAAACGAUGGAGAAAAUUGUAAGGGGUCUGGUAAAGUGAGUGUUGGCAGCCAGGAAUCUAUUCCAUGAUAAAUACUCCUAACCCUUUCUUUCCAGUCUCCCCAAGGGAGAGAGUAUUUAAUCAUCCUGGAAUAUCUCCUUUUUCCCACUUUGCCUGACCAGCCUAGGGGAUUUGGAAACUAUUUCCCCAGUUGCUCUUUCCAAAGGUGCUUGGGUUUUCCUUUAUUCACUCAGGGCUACUAGUGUCUCUGAAAAGGCCAGCAUUCGUUGCCCAUCCCUAAUUGCCCUUGAGCUGUGUGGCUUGCUUAGCCGUAAGUCGUAGGAAUAAACAUGGGUCAUUUAGCCCAUUAAAAUCUGCACUGCCUUUCAAUCAGAUCAGGGCUAUAGCCGUUCCGGAGGGCAGUCAAAGAUCAACCCAUAUUGCUGUCUGUCUGGAGCCACAUGUAGGCCACACUGCAUAAGGAUGGCAGACAUACCUACUGAAAGGGACAUUAGUGAACCAGGGCUCUGAGGAGGGGUCACUCAACCCGAAAUGUUAACUCUGAUUCCUCUCCACAGAUGCUGCCAGACCUGCUGAGCUUAUCCAGCAAUUUCUGUUUUUCAUAGUGAACCAGAUUAUUUUUUACAACAAUUGAAGAGUUACUUGUUGGUCCAAGCAAAGAGGUGGUUAGCUGGUGUGUGAUAGCACCAGCAACAUGGGUUCAAUUCCUGCACCAGCUGUGGUUAUGACAAAGAUCUGACCUUCUCUGCCUCUCCCUUUUCCUGAGGCAAGGUGGCUCAGGGGUUAGCACUGCAGCCUCACAGCGCCAGGGACCCAGGUUCAAUCCCACCCUCAGGUGACUGUUUGCGUGGAAUUUUCACAUUCUCCCUGUGUCUGUGAGGGUUUCCUCUGGGUGCUCCAGUUUCCUCCCACAGCCCAAAGAUGUGCAGGGCAGGAGGAUUGUCCAUAGUGCCCAGGGAUGUAUAGGUUAGGCGGCAUUAGAUAUGGGAAAUGCAGGAGUAGGGGAAUGGGUCCUGGUGGGGUGCUCUUCAGAAGGUCAGGGUGGACUUGUUGGACCGAAUGGCCACACUGUAGGGAUUCUAUGAUCUAAACCACCAUCAGUCACAUUUGUCUAAUGAGAGAGCAGCCCUAUGCUGUCGUAGGAGUAUGGUGCUGCCUGAGAUCAGAAUUAAGUUACUGACACUAACUUUUAUUCAUAGUCAAUUUAAUUUGUUGACAUUAGAUAUUCCCAGCAGCAGUGCUGGGAUUUGAAUUCUUAUCUCCACAGUCAUUAGACAAACCCUCCAAAGGGCAAAUGCAUGAGUAUAACCACUAUACACAGUGCCAGUUUCAGCUUCUAUUGUUCCUUCAUUACCAAUUCAUCACAGUUGGAUAUCAAUUUCAUGGUUGCCAGGCACAUGAGCUAUAGCAGCCCUGAACUCUGGAUUUUCCUAGCCCUGUUCUGCUCAGGACGUGGAAACACUUGUAUCUCCCCACGUAACCUCAUAUCACUGAGUUAGAGUCAGUUGCUAAAGAACCAUAGGGCACCAAGAGACCACAGGAGCCAAUCACAAAAGGCACUGAAAGACCACAAGGACCCCUUUCAGAUUUGCCAAAUGGCUCGGUCCUUCGACACUUUGGUUUCUGGGGUCAUUGAUGAAGCCAUGACAACACACGUUGCUGCUGCACCUAACCCAGGGCAGUCCGCUCACUCUGAGGUGGCUCCUGGGGCAGGGGAAUUUGUGCGGUACUGCAAAUCUCCCUGUCCGCAUUUAAAGGUGGGGAGGUGUAAGUGGGACAGGGAUUGAUU
Messenger RNA from Stegostoma tigrinum, 3897 nucleotides. Its product is annotated as carbohydrate sulfotransferase 9-like. Gene Ontology annotation, biological process: carbohydrate biosynthetic process; proteoglycan biosynthetic process. Gene Ontology annotation, cellular component: membrane. The transcript has 5 exons. The coding region runs from base 357 to 1586 and encodes 409 amino acids. Lineage: Eukaryota; Metazoa; Chordata; Chondrichthyes; Orectolobiformes; Stegostomatidae. The record is from RefSeq and is a predicted model, not a curated record. Gene Ontology annotation, molecular function: sulfotransferase activity.